Molecule: messenger RNA, 1864 nt
Organism: Panonychus citri (citrus red mite)
Lineage: Eukaryota; Metazoa; Arthropoda; Arachnida; Trombidiformes; Tetranychidae
Product: meiosis regulator and mRNA stability factor 1-like
Exons: 2
Coding region: 288-1487 (399 amino acids)
Biological process (GO): post-transcriptional gene silencing
Cellular component (GO): peroxisome; cytoplasm
Molecular function (GO): CCR4-NOT complex binding; mRNA base-pairing post-transcriptional repressor activity; RNA nuclease activity
Source: RefSeq, a predicted model, not a curated record
AUUUUUGUUAUUCCAAAUUCUCGUUUGGGUUAAUGUUUAUCAUUCACUUUCUUUACCAAUUUUUGUUUAUGUGUUUCUCUUGGCAAUUAAUCAAUUAAAUCAACAAUCGAAAUAAUAACUUGAUGAUGCUAAUUGGCUAAGUUGAUUGUCUAUUGAUUACCCGUUAAUGGAAACACCGCUGCUGCGAAAAAAAUGGUUUUCGUUAAUUAGUUUAUCAAUUUCUCCCUCUCUUUUUUUUCUUCUAUUCUAUUUCUCUCUGUUUAUUUAAUUGUAAUCAUUUUACUAAUAUGGCGAAGACUCCGUGUGCCGUUUUUUGGGAUAUUCAAAAUAUUGGUGUUCCAAAGGGUCAAUCAGCUGCUUCAAUUGUUUCCCUGAUUCGUUCAUCGAUAAUUAAUUUGUAUGAACUUCGUGAAAUUUACUUCUAUUGUGUCUGUGAUGUGACCAAAUUGCCUGCAUAUGUGGGGAAUCCUUUAACCAAUGAAGAUGUCAAUGUUGUUCAAACGUAUGAUUAUACUAAAGAUUCAGCUGAUAUCAAAAUAUUGGACUUGAUGAGGAAAUUUGUUCAAAAUCAAAGACAAGAAUGUGCAGUUAUCUUAUUAAGUGGGGACGGAGAUUAUGCUACAACACUUAGCGAACUGAAGAAGCUUUACAAUAUAACAGUUUUCUUGAUCCACUUGAAAAAUUCUUUCUCAGCGAAACUUAUAGAAACUGCUAAUUAUACAUUUGUUCUCAAUAAGGAAGGUCUAAUUUAUCCAGUCAAAUCUUGUGGAAGACCCAAAUGUUUGGUCGCUUUCAGUCGAUAUCCAAUGACUCGGGCAAUACGAUUGAUUAAAUUGGAUCUCAAUAAGAUGACCAAAUCUUAUGGAAGUAUUGACAAAAGUGCCAUCGAGCAUGAGGAUGAAAUUAUCAUUGGAUUUCCAAGUUACGAGUUGGCUCAUCAAGCGGUUUUACGAUUAAACUCAAUUCGAUAUCAUGGAACAUUUUUAAAGGCUCAAUUAGUGGUAAAUCCAAUUACCGAGAUUACGAUCAAAAUGCGAAGUACGUGUUCUUCUAGAUUAAAAAGAUCAAAGUCAUGUGAAAGGCCAAAGUCAUUUCGAAGAGUAAACUCAGGUCGAAAAGAAUCACCUGAUAGUCAAUUUCGUUCUGGAAGAUUGAAAGAAACACCAGAUUUUAUUCCUCUUGUUUCAGCUCGUUCGGUUCCCGAUAAUUCAAGAAACUCAAGAACAUCCAACAAUCCAUUCAGAUUAAAUUUCAAAACAUCAAACACUGGAAACUCAAAUUCUAAUGGGUCAAGGUGGGUCAGUUGCUACAGUCAAACUACUUCGAUUAAAUCGCCCAUUCUGAUUGAUCUCACAGGGGGCAAAUUCCUUACUAAUCCAAAUCCUAAUCCAAAUCCAAAUCCAAAUCUUAAUCCUAAUCCUAAUCCUAAUCAACCAUCAUCAUCUUCAACCACUGAGAACAUUCCAGUAGUUGAUUUAACCGAUUAACAGAUUUAACCAUUAAUUGCUCUCAUAGUAUAUCUGUGAUCUUUUGUUACAUUAAUUGUUCUCUCUCAGCAAGCAAAAAAUUGAGAGAACAACAAUUUUCAUCUUCCCAUUUUGCAUUUCGUCAGAAAAUUACACAUUCAUAAUUUUCUUAAAGAAAAAAGAGAAAACAUUUUUUAUAUAAAAAGAAAUACGAAUAUUUAUCCAAAAGAAUUAAAUAUUAAAUUGAAUGUUCAUGUUAUUAAAUGAGAUUAUAUAUUUAAAUUAGAACGAUAACUCACAAACUGAAUUUAAAUCGAAAUUGUAAAUUGAUCACCGAUUCUGAUGAUAUAAAAUAUUACCAAAGAAAAACGAACAAUUAAAAUCAUCUAUUACCCGAA